AGGUAUUAACUCCAUUACGCUUCUCUCUCUGCAAUUACUCUUUGAGAGCACCUCUCUCUAGAAUAUUGAGAAUUGCUGACUUGAGCGUCGGAGUGUUUUCCCCGAGGAAACACCCUCAAGAUUUUCAGGUGUAGAAGCAGCUGAGGACUUCAACAGUGUUGGAUUGCGAAGCUGUCCAAACAUUUGGCGCCGUCUGUGGGAAUCUUGAACAAGAAGUUGUGUAGCUUAACCUGCUGAAAGACAAAAUGGUUCGUACUUUUACCAAAAGUCGCCCCCCUAGAAAUGAAAUGGACGAACAAGAGGACACUCAACUGUCUGAGCCCGGCUUGAAUGAUUUUAGGCCAAUGCCAAGAAACCUUUUCGUUGGAGGAGCAGAACAGGAUCAAUUAAGUGAAAUAGAUGAUGAUGAAAGAACACCAACUGGGUCAACAGAGCCUGCUCGGACUACCGAGCUCGAAAAGAGAACUAGAGUUCUCGAAAUGGCAAUGGGUAAAAUCCUUGCCCGCCUUAUUCCUGAUGACCCCCUAAUUCCUUUGCUGAACAAGGAUGCACAACUAGUUGCGGUAGUUGCAACUCGUAACUCACCCGCUUUGAGUAACAUAAUAGUGCCGACCAAACCAAGGGGAAGUGAGAAGUUGAAUAACGAGCCUAUCUCGUCCAAACACAGCGAAGAACUGCUAAAGAAAAAUGCUUACCUCGAAAGGCAACUCAAAGAUGUACAGAAAUCCAUUGACGAGCUGAAAAGCCCCAAGUCGCACCAACAGACCCUUGACUUAGAUAGUGCCCCACUAAACCUAUCCAUCACACAAAAUCAUAUCAAGAAGGAUUCAAAAUCCCCCACCUAGAGACAAAUGAUGGCUCGGGCGACCCAGAUGAGCAUCUGCACACUUAUCAAGCCAUCAUGAGAAUCUAGAAUGCCAAUGAUGCCAUGAUGUGCAAAGUGUUUCCAGUGACACUGAAGUCAACGGCCAGAAGAUGGUAUCAUAAACUCCCCAGACACUC
Molecule: messenger RNA, 1002 nt
Organism: Rubroshorea leprosula
Lineage: Eukaryota; Viridiplantae; Streptophyta; Magnoliopsida; Malvales; Dipterocarpaceae
Source: the annotation of a GenBank genome assembly